Messenger RNA from Cooperia oncophora, 1554 nucleotides. Lineage: Eukaryota; Metazoa; Nematoda; Chromadorea; Rhabditida; Trichostrongylidae. The record is from the annotation of a GenBank genome assembly.
AUGAGGCUCAUUCUGCUUCUGCUCUUCUUAGCUGUGGCGACCCACGCAGGUUUGCUGGAUCUUGGCAAAGUCAAAGAAUUCUUCAAAGGAGGAAAUCUCGGCGAAAAAAUUAAAGCCGCAACACUCUCGAAGUUCAAAAAGCUCUUCGAAAAGACUGGCGUUCUUUCACUUGGCAGCAAAUUGACUGAGUUGAGAAGUAAGAUGAUGAAAAAGCUUCAACUAUCGAAUGAAAAGAAAGCAGAAAUUGAUCGCAAGCUCAAGCUUUUCGAAAAGACUGGCGUUCUUUCACUUGGCAGCAAAUUGACUGAGUUGAGAAGUAAGAUGAUGAAAAAGCUUCAACUAUCGAAUGAAAAGAAAGCAGAAAUUGAUCGCAAGCUCAAGGAAAUUGAGGAGAGACGAGAUGAUACCGUUGAAGACUUGAAAGACACGAUAUUCGAAAUCAAUUCUGAAAAGAACGUCGGCAAAACUCUUUUCCAGAGUGAUAUCCUACUGACAAAGAGGCAACAAGAAGAAGUAAUGGAAGGCCGUCGAAGGAACGUCCGCUCGAUCAAAAGACAAGCGUUCAAGGAUCAAGCAUAUCCUAACACCACAUGGCAACAAGGAGUCUUCUACCGCUUCGACGAUGGUGUAGACUUCAUUACAAAGCGAAUAUUCGAAAAGGGGGCGAAACAAUGGGAAGAAGCAACAUGCCUCAAUUUCACCGAAGAUAAGGACAAAAAAGGUUCACUCGUCGUUGAAGAAGCGUCGGUGGUGAGAUGGCCAAUAGAUAACAUUUCAGCUGAAAACAGCAUUGUGCUAAUCAAGGAAGAUGGCUGCUGGUCAUAUGUAGGACGGAGUCGGUGGUUGGAAUCGCUACACAUGAACUCGGUCACGCGCUUGGGCUCUUCCACACCAUGUCACGAUACGAUCGUGAUGAAUUUCAUUACAGUCGUUCUUGAUAAUGUUGUGGAAGGUUUCGUAGAUCAAUACGUGAAAGAGACAAAUGAAACCACUACCAACUAUGGAUUUACCUAUGAUUAUGGUAGCAUUAUGCAUUACGGAGCAGCCAGCGCCUCUCACAACAAGAAACCCACAAUGCAAUGUGCCCGAAUGCGACCUUCUGCGAAGUGUCAAAAUGGAGGAUUCCCUCAUCCACGAAACUGCUCUGAAUGUAUUUGUCCAAGCGGCUAUGGUGGCACUCUUUGCGACAAACGACCGCCCGGAUGCGGAGAUACAUUGAAAGCGACAGAGCGCAAGCAGAUCAUCGUCAAAAGACUUGGUUUUGGUGGUGUGAGGGACGAGUUCGAGUUCUGCAACUACUGGAUUGAGGCUGAUGAAGGAAAGAAGAUUGAAAUUACGGUCAAAUCUAUUUCACACGGCUACGCUCAUGACGGCUGCAUUCUAGGAGGCGUGGAAAUCAAGACCACUGACGAUCAAACUCGAACUGGAUACCGAUUCUGCUCACCAACCUAUCGCGACGCAGUGCUUGUUUCGGCCUCAAAUCGCGUGCCCAUAAUCAUGUUCAACAGAGCCGGCCAGCAACAAUUUAUAUUGGAAUACAAAAUCAAGUCAUAA